Molecule: messenger RNA, 1270 nt
Organism: Erigeron canadensis
Lineage: Eukaryota; Viridiplantae; Streptophyta; Magnoliopsida; Asterales; Asteraceae
Product: DNA-directed RNA polymerases II, IV and V subunit 3-like
Exons: 3
Coding region: 89-1060 (323 amino acids)
Biological process (GO): DNA-templated transcription
Cellular component (GO): RNA polymerase II, core complex
Molecular function (GO): DNA-directed RNA polymerase activity; protein dimerization activity; DNA binding
Source: RefSeq, a predicted model, not a curated record
UGUCUUCCAAAAGAGAGGGUUUUACACAAACAAAAACAGGGUUUCCACCAAACCCUAAAAAACACACACACACACACUCACCAAAACAAUGGAAACCGGACUCCAAUCAUACCAACGUUUCCCCAAAAUCAAAAUCCGCGAACUCAAAGACGACUACGCGAAAUUCGAGCUACGAAACACCGACGCCUCAAUGGCAAACGCGCUCCGGCGCGUGAUGAUUUCCGAAGUCCCAACAAUCGCAAUCGAUUUAGUCGAAAUCGAAGUCAACUCCUCCGUCCUUAACGACGAGUUUAUCGCGCAUCGUUUAGGUUUAAUCCCAUUGACAAGUGAGAGAGCAAUGAGCAUGCGGUUCUCACGUGACUGCGACGCGUGUGACGGAGACGGGCAGUGUGAGUUUUGUUCAGUUGAGUUUCAUUUGAGAGCAAAAUGUAUUAAUGAUCAGACUCUUGAUGUUACUAGUAAGGAUUUGUAUAGCUCUGAUCAUACUGUUGUCCCUGUCGAUUUUUCGGAGUCCGGUGGCUCGGCUUUCGAAAACGCCGAAGAUUCGAGGGGCAUCACAAUUGUAAAGCUGCGCAAAGGGCAAGAACUGAGGCUAAGAGCAAUUGCUCGUAAGGGAAUUGGAAAAGAUCAUGCCAAAUGGUCACCUGCUGCAACUGUCACUUUCAUGUAUGAGCCUGAGAUCCACAUUAAUGAAGAAAUGAUGGAAACUCUAUCACUUGAGGAGAAGACCAGUAUCGUGGAUAGUAGCCCUACCAAAGUCUUUGGCAUAAAUCCCCAAACCGGGCAGGUCGUAGUGGUGGAUCCUGAGGCAUACACAUAUGAUGAUGAAGUGCUGAAGAAAGUGGAAGCCAUGGGGAAACCAGGUCUUGUGGAAAUCUAUGCUAAAGAAGAUAGUUUUAUCUUCACUGUCGAAUCCACUGGUGCUGUCAAGGCAUCUCAGUUGGUGCUUAAUGCAAUUGACGUCCUAAAACAGAAGCUUGAUGCAGUUCGCCUGUUGGAGGAAUCUCUGGAAGCUGAUGACCAGUUUGGGGAAUUAGGUGCUCAUAUGCGAGGAGGUUGACCAUUUUGUUGUGUUAAGUGUGGUUAUCCUGUGCGAAAACUUUCAAGAAAGCACUUUUAUCUGCUUGCAAUUCUGUUGUCUGCUAAAUUAUUCUGUUAGUGGUAGGUUUAAUGUACUCACUAAUUAUCUAGAAUGAAUGAAUGAUGACUGUUUCUCAUGCUUUUUGGGUGUGAGUAGCUCUUUGGUAUGGAAUGUAGAUUUUAUCUUUAA